Molecule: messenger RNA, 483 nt
Organism: Suillus clintonianus
Lineage: Eukaryota; Fungi; Basidiomycota; Agaricomycetes; Boletales; Suillaceae
Exons: 2
Source: RefSeq, a predicted model, not a curated record
GGUGAACUCGAGCACAGGCGUGUCAAACGCUUUUAUCCAAGAGUGAGCAAGUCUCGAUUUACGUCUGGUAUCGCAAAGCAACAGCAACGGGAGAGAAUCCUCUUCAGGAUGGCAGAGCGAAUUCCUGUGGACAAGUCCAGAAAGAGGAAAUCCAUGGCACUGGGAAGCAGAGAGGUGAUGAAAGCUGACGCUGCCAACAUGCCAUCCUUGCGCUUUGAAGAUUCAGAACAACUACCAUACACCGAUCCUCGGGCGCACUACCAUAUUUCCAGUGGAGUACGCCACUACUUGAGACUUUCUCAAUGGUUGGGGAAGAAUGAAAGUGAUCCUGCCUUCGUAGGCUUUCUUCCCCGAUUAAAAGAUCAUAUCCUGGCACGAUUACUAAAGCACAAUUACGAUGGCGAUGAAUCUCCCUUCUCCUCUGCUGAACGCAGCAGACUGACAUUUAUCAAUGAUCGUAUCUAUCGGCACAAGGUAAUCUGA